Molecule: messenger RNA, 1662 nt
Organism: Mollisia scopiformis
Lineage: Eukaryota; Fungi; Ascomycota; Leotiomycetes; Helotiales; Mollisiaceae
Exons: 1
Coding region: 165-1634 (489 amino acids)
Biological process (GO): polysaccharide biosynthetic process
Cellular component (GO): membrane
Molecular function (GO): acyltransferase activity, transferring groups other than amino-acyl groups
Source: RefSeq, a predicted model, not a curated record
CUCGGCUGCCUCCACUUCAAUUCGAGGGUCGGCUCUACAUGAUUGAACGGUCCAGCAUUCACUGAAAGUUGACUGCUGUGCGGUCCUUUCCAUUCACCUUCACCUUCAAUUUCAUGGUUCAGUGAACCGUCAAAACUCGAAUCUUUUUUUCUCGAUCUGAUACAAUGAUCAAAGACUACCAACCGAAGCUGAUAUGGGCGAUCAUUGAAGCAGAUACGGCUCAACAUCCCGACCACACGAUCUUUCUCAGUUCGGGGCGAAGGUUGCUACAACGGAUGGCUCUCUCGUUGCUUCCAAGCUUCGUCCAGAAGAAGCUCCGUCCGGGUGUCGUGAAACCUCAGCGAUUACAUCCAACCUCUUACCUCGAUGGCUUACGCGGGGUAGCUUCUUUCGUUGUGUUUAUGGGACAUUAUACAGAAGAGAAUUUAGGAUGGUAUACUGAACCAUAUGGGCUAUACGAAGAUGGAGCACCCUCGUCGCCAUUACAACUUCCGUUUCUACGGGUGAUAUACUCUGCUCGCCCGAUGGUUCAUAUAUUCCUCAUUAUCUCUGGAUUCGUCCUUUCAUAUAAACCGCUCAAACAGAUACGCUCGAACCAAUACUCGGCAUUGGCCAAUACACUCUCAUCUUCGGUAUUUCGACGAGCCCUCCGCCUUUUCCUUCCUUCCUUUGUAACCUUAUUCCUCAUGGCUGUUGCCCUCAACUAUGGCAUUUCUGACGACAGAUACGCCGAACGAUACUUUGACCUUCCUUCACAACUACGUCAUGUCUGGAAUACAUGUUCGCAGCUCCUUGGAGCAUCUUGGGCGAUAGACGAUCUUUCGUACCCACAACCCGUUUACAAUCCUGCGCUAUGGACGAUACCUGUCGAGUUCUCGCAGUCACUUUUACUUUUUGUCGUCAUUCUUGGCUUGUCUCGAUGUAUUGCUAAUUUGCGAUUACUCUUACUUGCUGGUAUCUCAUGGUUCUGCUUCUACAGUGGGCAGCUUUACGCCGUGGAAUUUCUUGGUGGGAUGUUUAUUGCAGAGCUCACCCUCAUCCAGGACGAGACCCUUAUGACACCGGUGUCUAGUCCAACACUUCCAGUUUUCAACUUUGGAGAGAAGCCGAGACAGGUAGAUUGUGGGAGUACACUCAAACAGAAGUUCAUGCAAGCAUUUUGGGCUGCAAAUGUUGUUAGCGGCCUGUUUAUUGCUUCCUGGACGAACGACCACAUCGAGGAGGUUUGGGGAUUGUCAUUCUUGAAUGCGCACACCCCAGAGCCAUACGACGGGCAAAAAGUCUGGUUUUGUUUGGGAGCUUUCCAGAUCGUGGCAGCAUGCACUCAACUCCGUUGCUUACAGUCGAUCUUUAACACUUCAGUCGCGCAGUACCUGGGCAGCAUUUCCUACGCUUUGUACCUGACGCACAACCUGUGUCUCACAACACUGGAACCGAGAUUUGUUCCGAUCAUCGAUACAUUCUUCAGCAAGGCUACAUUCUGGGGUAGGCAUUAUGCAUGGUUGGCGGGCUUGGUCAUUUACCUUCCGAUCAUCAUCUUCGUCGCGGAUCUGUUCUGGCGGGCAGUCGAUACGCCGACAGUGAAGUUUGCGAAGUGGUUUGAAUCAAAAUGUGUAGUAGAAAAGAGACCAUAGAUUUCGGUCACUGUAUGGGCAUUGGAUA